This is a messenger RNA of Eruca vesicaria subsp. sativa (arugula), 2341 nucleotides long. The record is from the annotation of a GenBank genome assembly. Lineage: Eukaryota; Viridiplantae; Streptophyta; Magnoliopsida; Brassicales; Brassicaceae.
UGACAUUCCACCGAGAAAAGUUGAAACUUCAACUCUCUCAGCCUCGACCUAUUUCUAGACUUAUCGUAUCUCUACAAUUACAUUUCUCUCUUCCAUCUUUUCUGUUCUUGUCUCCUUCCUAGGAAUCCCCCAUUCCGACACGAACCCCUAAAGAGAUAAGAGUAAAAAGAAAUGGAUGGAGGGCCCGUUAAGGAAUUAAAUGGUGAUUCAAAAGCCGAUGAUGCGUUUGACGCAACGAUAGAGGAGCUAUGCAAGAACCUCUACGAGUUGCAGAGUUCUACUAAUCAUUCUCCUUCAAGGCAGAGCUUUGGAUCAUACGGUGAUGAUGAGGAGUCAAAGAUUGAUUCUGAUCUACAACAUCUUGCUUUAGGAGAGACGCCUGAUUUAGACAUCACUGAAGAUGAAAAAGAAGAGGAGGAGGAAGACCAAGUUGCAAAGCCAGAAGAGUUUAAUACGGUGAGACCAGCAAGUGCUGCUAAGUCAAGCUCCUCUGAGGUCAUGCCUAAAGAUACGGAGAAACAAGUUGUUAAGAAGAAUGUCAUCAACAGAUCUAACGUUGGAUUUGGCAAGGCCACGAGGAAGAAGAAGGUUGGAACUGAAGAACCAUCAUCCGAGAAUGUGGAGCUGGCACGUUUCUUACUGAACCAAGCGAGAAACUUGAUUAGUUCUGGUGAGAGUAUCAACAAAGCUCUAGAGUUAUCUCUUCGAGCAGCUAAGUUGUUUGAGGCUUCUGCAAAUAAAGGGAAACCCUGUUUGGAAUGGAUAAUGUGUCUGCACGUUACAGCAGCUAUCCAUUGCAAAUUAAAGGAGUACAACGAGGCUAUACCAGUUCUGAAGCGAUCCAUUGAGAUGACAGCUGUGGAAGAAGGUGAAGGGCAUGCACUAGCCAAGUUCGCUGGUCUGAUGCAGUUAGGUGACACUUAUGCUAUGGUGGGACAGCUAGAGAACUCAGUAUCUUGUUACACCGAGGGAUUGAAAAUCCAGAAGAAGGUUUUGGGAGAUAAUGAUCCAAGAGUUGGUGAGACAUGCAGAUACUUAGCAGAGGCUCUUGUACAAGCACUACGUUUCGACGAAGCUGAGAAAGUUUGUCAAACAGCUCUCUCUAUCCAUAGAGAAAACGGUUUGCCAGGUUCAAUCUCAGAGGCUGCAGAUAGAAGACUGAUGGGUCUUAUAAGUGAGACUAAAGGAGAUCACGAGAACGCUCUUGAGCAUUUGGUGUUAGCCAGCAUGGCCAUGGCAGCAAAUGGACAAGAGUCUGAGGUUGCUUUUGUUGACACCAGCAUUGGUGACUCAUACUUGUCUUUGUCUCGUUACGACGAAGCUAUCUGUGCGUACCAGAAGUCUCUCACGGCGUUGAAGGCAGCAAAGGGAGAGAACCAUCCAUCUGUGGGUUCGGUUUACAUCCGUUUAGCUGAUCUCUAUAACCGAACAGGGAAAGUGAGAGAAGCAAAGUCUUACUGUGACAACGCUCUACGGAUAUACGAGUCACAUAGCCUAGAGAUCUCUCCUGAGGAGAUUGCUAGUGGUCUUACUGAUAUCUCUGUGAUUUGUGAGUCUAUGAACGAGGUGGAACAAGCUGUGACAUUGCUGCAAAAGGCUUUGAAGAUAUACGCUGAUGCUCCUGGUCAGAAGAUGAUGAUUGCAGGUAUUGAAGCUCAAAUGGGAGUGAUGUACUAUAUGAUGGGGAAGUACUUAGACUCAUACAACACGUUUAAGAGCGCUGUCUCAAAGCUACGUGGGACAGGGAAGAAACAAUCAACGUUUUUCGGGAUUGCACUUAACCAAAUGGGUCUAGCUUGCAUUCAGCUCAACGCAAUAGAAGAGGCUGUUGAGUUGUUUGAAGAAGCUAAAUGUGUUUUAGAACAAGAAUGUGGUCCUUAUCAUCCUGAAACCCUUGGUGUGUACAACAACCUUGCAGGAGCUUAUGAUGCAAUUGGCAGGUUGGAGGAUGCGAUUGAGCUGCUAGGACAUGUGGUUGGGGCUAGGGAAGAGAAGCUGGGGACAGCGAACGUUGAUACAGAAGAGGAGAAGACAAGGUUGGUCCAGCUUUUGAAAGAAGCUGGUAAGGUUACAGGAAGGAAAGCUAAGUCUCUCCAGACUCUAAUUGAUUCUGAUCUCAUGACUUCUUCAGCUCUUCGUUAACACAUAAUAUGUUUCUUUUAAUUGAUAAAAAAAUGUGCAUACACUAUUUUUUUAAUAUAUCAUUUGUGAUUAUGUUUUGUGGAAGUUCAUUGUUUUAAUCCGGGUGUAUUCUGGAUAACAGUCUCACGUAUUUGUUUUAAUUGUUGAAUGAAAAAUAUUAUUACCACAUUUAGACAUCAUUUAAACUCAUAAGGAAGAA